CUACUUCCGGGUCGCAUUGUUGCUCAGCUACUUCGUUCGGAUACACGUGUGCGCAUGGCGCAAAAAAGAACAGCUUAUGCCAUGACUGCUUAAUAAACGCAAACUAUUAGCAGGCAUGAAAGGGCCAACAUGUGCCUGUUGUUUCACUGCCCUUCACAGGCUGUGUCAGACUGUGGGACUUCUGACGGCGUUAGGGCUGUGGGGAGUAGGUGUCGAGGCUCUAUUCUAUCAUCAUGAUCUGGGAUUCUACUUGCUACCCCUAGCUAUGGUCGUCUCUUUCUUGGAGUUGGUGUUUUUAAUCACAUACUUCGUGGAGAUAUGCAUCAGCCAAGCAAGCAUGUGCAUAGGAAUAUGGGACAGGGUGCUGUGGUUGGAUGACUGGCGAAAAGGCCUGCUAUAUGUCAUUCUGUCUGUGCCAUGCUUCAUUUCUCCUAGAGAAGUGAUGCUGGCUGUUGUUUCAGGUGUUAUGCUUGCUGUAACGGGACUUCUCUAUAGCAUCAAGACUUUCAAGACCAGGCGGGAAAGACCUAUAGAAAAGAUUUUAAGAAAGAAGUCCUAUGACAGGUUUAAAGACCCACAAGAAGAUUUGGAAGACUGCAUAGUGAACCCCACAGACAGCAUCAGUGUUAUGAAUGUAGCUGAUCAGAUUGAGAUUCUGGAAGUAUGACAGCAGAGACAGGCAACAAGCCAUAGAAGUGAUUGAUACAUGCUUGUGUGGAAAGCCUGACACACACACAAAUACUAUUAGCAAUAAUACCUUUGGCCAUAUAUAUAUAUGUGUGUGUAUUGUGCAAAGUUUUAGGAUGUUUGUUGUUAAGGGUGUGUUGUGUAUGUUGAGAAUGAGGCUGUUGGUUUACUGAAAAAGUGCCUUAAAGAAGACAAAUACAUUUUUGUCAUUUUUCCCUAAUAUCCUGAGCAUACGAUGGUGACAUUCUCAUGUUCUGCCAGUCAUCCUCAUAGCUUCAUGAAUGCAAAUCCUUUUGAUACCAGCCUUGACAUAACUGCCAUAAGCGAGAAAACUCAUGGUAGUACAUUUUAUUUAGCCAAACACAUAGCAUAAAUCAACUAGUCAUUAGUCAUUUUGGCACUGUUGAUCCCAGUGAGAGGUAUACUUAAACUGCAUGUGCAUGUACACUUUUCUUUGGUAUUGUCUAAAGCACUUUCUGUUCAGCACAGUCUUUUAACAUUUUUUUAGUUAGAAAGAUUUGCUGAAAAGAACAUAAAUCUAACAUUAUUCAAACUAUUUUUCACAUCAGCAUUUACUAUUUUCUUCUCAGUGAAGAUCUCCGUUCUCUGCAAGGAAAUCAGUUUAAGGUGAACUUUUCAGAGGCCUUUGGUUUUAUGCUUUUGAUUAACUAGUAUAAAAGGGAACAUGAAGAUUUAUCGAGUUACUCAAAACAUGAUCAGUUGGAUGGCCUGUGUAACUUGAAAUCAUUUGCUUAACAUUUGUUUUUUUUAAAAAAAAAGGUCAAAAUUGUGAAUUAUUACAAGGAUUUUUUUGUUCUGAGAAAUGCACGAGGAUCAGUGCAGAAGUUUUAGUUGUGAGGAUUUUUUUCCCGCUAGACUUGAGAAACUUACUAAGAGUGGGACAGGCAGACCUGGCAUUGUCUAAUUAGACGUAAUUUAUAGAGAUUAUUGUGUGGAUUGGUUGACACUAGCCCUAAAAGUUGUGCGUGUCAUCUGUCUGGCCAGGGAACUGGGGUAUCUCUUAAAGCUGGUUGCCAUUGAUUAAUGUGUCUAUUCUUUAUUAAACUUUAGAUUUUGUUCACUUAUGGUAUAAAGAGAUCUUUUAAAUUGUACAUUUAAACAUCUUUAUCUUUUGUGCAGACUUAGAUCCUUGGAAAGUUUAAUUCCUUUUCAAACUUUAUGGUACAUGGGCAUAGCUAUAGAGCUUUUGCCUUAGUUGCUGGCACAUUGUCAAACACAAACAGUAGCUAAAUUUGUAUACAUUUGUAUGAUGAGUGUCUUUAAUGUUCAAGCAUUAGCCACUGGGUUUGAGGCAUGCUUGGGCCAGUGGCUGUAGGUUAGCAAUAAACGUCUACCUGAUCUCAGGUUACAUGUGGAAGUGGCUGUGCACCGACAGUUUAUGCCCCAGACAGUUGAACCACUUCAAGUUCACUGUCUCUGUUGGAAUAGGCUUUGGAUUUAACCUAUUGCUGGGGCUGUCUUUUCAUGUAGUGAUCUUUUAAACUCGCGUUUCUUGAAAGUUCAGUCGUAAAGUAUCCACAUGCAUUAUUUCUUCAGCCGAUUAAAACACUAGACAGAUAACUGAAUUGCUUAGAUUACAAGGAUGUUGUGCUAGUAUAUAACUCACGUAAUAAUUACUAUAGCAUGUGUAAACAAGCAUAUGUUGGGUGUGAAAACUUCAGUGAGGACUGAAAGUUUAAUAUAAGAAAUUUAAACUUGAAUACUGACUCUUGAAACAGUUAUAUGCAACUGUUAUUCAAGCAGGGACGGUCUGCAUAUCAUUUUAAGUCAGCCAUUAGACUACACGUCACAAUGCAAUUUAGUAUUGAAAAAAUAAACCCAGCCAGUUUAUCAGCUGAGACAGCAAGAGGGGAAAAAAUUCUUGGGAAAUAAAUCUGUUCAUGGCCAAAUUCUUAGAGAGUUCUUGGAGGUGUACUUUGUAGACAAUAAGCUGUGCAUGAGUGUCUCUUUGCCACAUGCAUCUUUGUUUUACUGUUGCCUAUGUGCCUUGGGAUUCCAUGAACUGUUAUUUUCUUCUGCUGUGUUGCUGCAUUUGGGUCAAAUGAAUUGGAUGAAUUGCUGGCAACAAUAUGAGAAAACACAAGUGGUGGGAACACCUACUGCAGGAUAUAGGGACACAUGAAAGGCAGGGAUAUAAUGAAAUCUAAUCAUUUAAAAUGCCGGUGACAUUAAUCUUGUAUAUUCUUUAUAGCAUUUUUAUUGUAACUUUGCCUCGUUUUCAGAUUGUAUUGCAUGCUAUUGCAAAAAAAGUAUUACAAAUACAGCCAAGUGUGUUGAGAGAAAGCUCACUGCAUUUUUACCUUUCUGAAGGUAAUACAAAGAGAUUUGUGAACAAGAUGUAUACAUUGUCAAGAGUAUUUUACAGUUGUUAACUUUUUUCAAAGUGAGAUUUAGCUUUUUAUUUCAUAUACAAAACAUGGGUCUGAUUCCUGGAUUUUGGGUUUUUUUUUUAAAGUGAAUCUCUUAUUGUUUACUGUUUUGGUCAGAACAGAUAUACUAUACAGUAUCAUAUAAUUUGUGUGCCUUAUUUCUUUUACCUUUGUUUGAAUUCUUUCCUUAGAAGAAAGAUGUUUGUUACAGCUGCAAAAAGAUCUGUUUCUUUUUUAUAAAGUACAUAGAGUUUGUGGGCAUUUGGAGAAGAGCAUGUUAAAAAGCAAGCUUUGUCAGUUUUACAGCAUGUUCUGAUAUGAAUUUAGAUUUUAAAAAGAGUUGUGUGGUGUAUAAUUUUAACUGAACACUUUUAGAUAAAAACAAUAUGCAGCUUGUUUUCGUGUAUUUGUACUUUUAAAUGAUUGUCAGUUAGGCGAUAUCUAAUUUUGUGGGUACCUGUAUGCUUGGGUGCAUGUGCAAAUGUUAUUGUGCUUUUAGAAGUACUUGUGAAGGAUGAAAAACAGUUAAGUCUUGCAAAAUUAUUUUACUUCUAUUCGCUGUGUGGAAUUAUUUGCAGAAUCAGCAUUCUUUGGCAGUCAUCUUUGUUAAGGCAACAGUGAGAUUUCUUGUUUGCUGAUUCUAUGCUUUCUUUAACAUUAACAAAAAUUAGCAACUUUUUGAUGCAUCUUUUCUGUUAAAAUGCACUGGUGUAUCUCUCGUUAUUCUAUGUCCUGUCUUCAAUAAACAAUCAAUAAUCCCACAUGAACUGUUUAAGAUGUCAUGUUAGUUUGAAAAGUGCUUUGAUUUUGUUCUAUACUUUGUCAGAACACUGUUAUCAUCUAAUGGGUGAGUGAACAAAUUACUGGGAAAAUUCCUGUGCAUGGUUGGAAAACAUAUCUGAUUGCAUGUCUUGAAAAUCCUGUCUGGUGAAAAGUUUGGUAUAACGUUGGUAUAACGAUGCAAACACCUAAGGAUAUUACAACUGUUGCUUAUCUACUUGGAUAGUACAUACCAGUGUUGCCUUAUUUGCUUACGCAGUAUUCAGGCCAUACUAUUAAAGGAGAUUGAAUGACA
Pomacea canaliculata is the source of this 4152-nucleotide messenger RNA. Its product is annotated as transmembrane protein 72-like. The record is from RefSeq and is a predicted model, not a curated record. The transcript has 6 exons. The coding region runs from base 116 to 667 and encodes 183 amino acids. Lineage: Eukaryota; Metazoa; Mollusca; Gastropoda; Architaenioglossa; Ampullariidae.